Molecule: messenger RNA, 554 nt
Organism: Eruca vesicaria subsp. sativa (arugula)
Lineage: Eukaryota; Viridiplantae; Streptophyta; Magnoliopsida; Brassicales; Brassicaceae
Source: the annotation of a GenBank genome assembly
AUGGGCUUACAUUUAGGCCCAAUACUACACCAUCUAGGGUUUUCUUCUUAUAUAGAGCUGCUGCUGUUGUCUAUCUUCUCCGACGGUGGCUGCGGCAAGGGAGCAAAAUCAGAACCGAUAAUGCCUAAGCAAAUCCACGAGAUCAAGGACUUCCUUCUGACCGCGAGAAGGAAGGAUGCAAGGUCUGUGAAGAUCAAGAGAAGCAAGGACAUUGUUAAGUUCAAGGUUAGGUGCUCUAGGUACCUAUACACACUAUGUGUCUUCGACCAAGAGAAGGCUGAUAAGCUUAAGCAGUCACUUCCUCCAGGUCUGAGUGUUCAAGACCUUUGAAGAUCCUCUUGAAGUCAACGCCACCUGCUUUAGACCUUUUGUUUGGGAGAUUUUAUUUUUGCUUCCUUUUGAAUUAAUAUUAUUCAGACGUUUCUUUUUUUUCAAUUUCGAGACUUGAGUUUUUAUUUUGUUGUUUGCUAUCAACGUGGCUACUGCCUACUGGUUAGUAACAUGUAUGGGUCUAAAAGAUUUUGACAAGAGUCUACGAGAAGAUUAGUCUAAAC